UGAGGAAGUUGUGAAGGUGCUCCGCCAGCGAAACGUCCGCGCAGUCUAGAAUCCGUCAUCCGAUCGGAAGGUGCUAUAGCCGCUCGUCAGGAAUCAAGAACUUGGAACACCGAUCAUUAGGAAAUCCACAAUGAAGUUGGCCACUUUCUUCGAGGCUUCGUUCUUGGUGAUCUGCUGGUCGCAAGCUGUCAGCAGCCAUGUCUUCGGCUACUCUGAGCCCAACCAGCGCCGCUGGGCCCGCCACCAUGGUCACUGUGCGGGGAAGACCCAAUCCCCCAUCGCCAUCACCACCAGCCGGACGAUACCCGUACAUAUGCCGGCGGUGGACAUGAUUGGCUAUCACAACCUCCUGCCCUAUCCGCUUAAAAUGGUUAACAACGGACACACGGUUUCCAUUACCAUACCCAAGGUCAACGUGACUGAGGUGGGCGAGGAUUUUCUGCCCUACGUCCGGGGCGCCAAGUUGCCCGGCGAGUUUGAAUUGGAGGGCCUGCACUUCCACUGGGGCGACAAGAACAACCGGGGAUCCGAGCACGUCAUUAACGACAUCCGCUACACCAUGGAGAUGCACAUUGUUCACCGCAACAAGAAGUACACCACCAUUGGCGAGGCUCUAAAUCAUCCGGACGGUGUCGCUGUCCUGGGAUUCUUCUUCAAUCUCGACGAGGAUGAGGGUCAGGGCCUGGUGACUAUUAAUCGGCAUUUGCAUCUGAUUGCCGAUGCCAACGAGGAGGCCACGCUGAACGUCACCUUCUCGCUCUCCUCGCUGAUUGCUGGCGUGGAUGUGGACAAGUUUUACACCUACAAGGGUUCCCUAACCACGCCACCAUGUUCGGAGGCCGUCACCUGGAUCCUGUUCCCCGAUCCCAUCCCGAUUUCGCCCAAGCAAAUAUCCCGCUUCCGCCAGUUGUCCGAUACGCAAGAUGGAGCGUUGGUGGACAAUUUCAGGACCCUGCAGCCCGUGGGCAAUCGCAGGAUCUUUGCCCGAACCGGUCACGUGCGUCACACCUCGAUUGCGGCUCUAAAGCACGACGGCGACUAUCUCAAGUACGACUGGUUCUACUGAUCUAUUGACUCAAACUGGCAGCCGGAUGUGGAGCACUGUGCCAUCCCAUAUUAGGAUACCUCUAAAUUAAGCAUUUAUUAAGUUAAACUAACAUUUAGUCUAACCAUACACACAAAAAAACGUUCUACAAUCAAGACAAUUAAAUUCUUCAAAUGUCAGCAACGGAGUGUUGUGCUUGAAUUAGAUCAAAAUAAAAUACUUACAAAAUAUAAUACAAUUAA
This is a messenger RNA of Drosophila rhopaloa, 1287 nucleotides long. RefSeq names its product carbonic anhydrase 2 (gene CAH9). The transcript is spliced from 6 exons. The record is from RefSeq and is a predicted model, not a curated record. Bases 131 to 1066 code for a protein of 311 amino acids. Gene Ontology annotation, cellular component: cytoplasm. Lineage: Eukaryota; Metazoa; Arthropoda; Insecta; Diptera; Drosophilidae. Gene Ontology annotation, molecular function: carbonate dehydratase activity; zinc ion binding.